UAUGCCAUGUUUGAUGGAAGAGGACAAAAUCGUGAUGCAUUUCAAGGUACCUAUCAAUAUAGGACAGGCCAGUACCUACCGAAUUGACCUCUCUACCGCUUAUCAGUACAGUAGAAGGCUGUUCAACAUGACAGGUGGAAGGAUAUCGGUGCUCAUUUUACUGGCGUUGUGCAGUUCAGAGAUAUGUCUUGGUUUUCUUUUCAAAACUCAAGUUUGCUACGAAAAUGUGGAUUGCUUCUCCAAUCACAAACCCUUUGACAACUCUCUCGAAGCACUCCCGGAAUCACCCGAGGAAGUGGAUGUCACCUUCACAUUUUUCAUGAGAGGAGGACCAGCUAAUGGUGUCAAAUUCGAUUACAAGGACACCAAUGUCAAUAUCAUUCGUACUUCCGGUUUCACCGGAAACAAGCCAACCAAGAUGAUCAUCCACGGGUACAUGAGCAGUGCUUACGAAGUCUGGGUACACAAUAUGACCAACGCAUUCUUGUCAAGGGGCGAUUUCAAUGUGAUCGCGGUGGACUGGAAGGUCGGUGCAAGUAAAAUGUACCAGCAAUCUGUCUCCAACACCAGGGUAGUGGGGGCGCUUUGUGCUCAGCUUCUGGCGAGAUUACGGGACACGUUUAAUGCAGAUAUGACGAAGACUCACGUGACCGGACAUAGCCUCGGCGCGCAGACUGCUGGGUAUAUCGGCAAUAGAAUUCCAGGCCUUGGCAGAAUUACCGGUUUGGAUCCCGCCGGGCCUCUGUUUGAAGACUAUGCACCGGAAGUUCGUCUUGAUCCUACAGACGCUUUAUAUGUUGACGUCAUUCACACAGAUGCUGUACCAAUCCACGACGCCGGAUUUGGGAUGAAAAGUCCGUGUGGCCACAUCGAUUUCUAUCCGAAUGGACUAAAUGAACAGCCCGGAUGUCCACCCCCUGUCAGUACAACACUUGAGCAGCUGCUAACCAUGGCUUUCACAAAUGCGUUCGAGUCGGUGGCGUGCAGUCACGAACGAGCUGAGGGAUUGUUUACGGAAUCUCUACUUCAAGGGCCCUGUAAGUUUACCGCACACCCUUGCUCCUCCUACGAUGACUACGUAGCAGGCAGAUGUCCAGGGUGCGGCUCUGGACCAUGUCCCGUCAUGGGGUACGACUCUUUCCUGGCCAAUAGGACAGGGACGUUCUUCUUGACAACUAACGGUCACUCUCCGUACUGUCAAUAACAGCCGGUUUCAACAAUUUUUAACUUAGGUGAGCCUGGAUAGUUUAUAUGGAGUAUACAUGUUAUUAAUGUCAAUAAACUCGGU
Molecule: messenger RNA, 1288 nt
Organism: Mizuhopecten yessoensis (Yesso scallop)
Lineage: Eukaryota; Metazoa; Mollusca; Bivalvia; Pectinida; Pectinidae
Product: pancreatic lipase-related protein 2-like
Exons: 8
Coding region: 2-1204 (400 amino acids)
Biological process (GO): lipid metabolic process
Molecular function (GO): triacylglycerol lipase activity
Source: RefSeq, a predicted model, not a curated record